AAUACUCGGCAUCCGAUCCCACAUCGCCUCAUCACAGCCCUCCUGCUCCCGGCGCCAGCAGUUCCCCAACCAACCUCUCGAUCGAUCGUAGCAGCUUCUCCUUUUCGAUGGCGGUGGAUCUGACCCCGAGGCAGCCGGCCAAGGCCUACGGCGGCGACGGCGGCGCCUACUACGAGUGGAGCCCGGCCGAGCUGCCCAUGCUCGGCAUCGCCUCCAUCGGCGCCGCCAAGCUCGCGCUCGCCGCCGGCGGCAUGUCGCUCCCCAGCUACUCCGACUCCGCCAAGGUCGCCUACGUCCUCCAAGGCAAGGGAACCGUUGGCAUCGUCCUGCCUGAGGCCACCAAGGAGAAGGUGGUCGCCGUGAAGGAAGGCGACGCUCUGGCGCUCCCCUUCGGCGUGGUCACCUGGUGGCACAACACCCCUGAGUCUGCCACGGAGCUCGUCGUCCUCUUCCUCGGCGACACCUCCAAGGGCCACAGGCCCGGCCAGUUCACCAACUUCCAGCUCACCGGUGCCAGCGGCAUCUUCACCGGCUUCUCCACUGAGUUCGUCGGCCGCGCCUGGGACCUCAAGGAGGACGAUGCGGCCAAGCUCGUCUCCAGCCAGCCUGCGUCUGGCAUUGUGAAGCUCACCGCUGGGCAGAAGCUCCCGGUGCCAGUCGAUGCUGACCGCAAGGACAUGGCGCUUAACUGCCUCGAGGCCAAGCUGGACGUGGACAUCCCCAACGGCGGCCGCGUGGUGGUGCUCAACACCGCAAACCUGCCGCUGGUCAAGGAGGUCGGGCUCGGUGCCGACCUUGUGAGGAUCGACGCCCACUCCAUGUGCUCCCCAGGCUUCUCCUGUGACUCAGCGUACCAGGUGACCUACAUCGUCCGUGGCAGCGGCAGCGUCCAGGUCGUUGGCCCCGACGGCAAGCGUGUGCUGGAGACCCACAUUGAGGGUGGCAGCCUCUUCAUCGUGCCCCGCUUCCACGUUGUGUCCAAGAUCGCCGAUGCCUCCGGCAUGGAGUGGUUCUCCAUCAUCACGACCCCCAACCCGAUCUUCAGCCACCUUGCUGGGAAGACCUCGGUGUGGAAGGCCAUCUCUCCGGAGGUGCUGGAGGCGUCGUUCAACACCACGCCGGAGAUGGAGAAGCUCUUCCGGUCCAAGAGGCUGGACUCCGAGAUUUUCUUCGCCCCCAACUAGGAGCCAUUCGUCGCGCAUCGGCCGGUUGCCUUAGGCAGGAAUAAAUAAAUUUAGUUAGGAUAUUGAAACUCUUUGAGCGUGAGUCUUUCGGUUGAGCUGGUGGUGGUUUUCGUCAAUCACCUCUGCGAAUCUAUCUUAGUUGCCCCUGGCAGAAGAGAAUGUUAGUGUCAGGUCAUCGUUGGUUGAAUCGAGUUGAGUAUGUUUGUGGCCGGCCAAACUAGUAUGAGAACUGAUGAAUGCAAUCGAUUGUUAAAUUCGGGUGAAA
Aegilops tauschii subsp. strangulata is the source of this 1449-nucleotide messenger RNA. RefSeq names its product 13S globulin seed storage protein. The record is from RefSeq and is a predicted model, not a curated record. Gene Ontology annotation, molecular function: nutrient reservoir activity. NCBI's taxonomy places the organism in Eukaryota, Viridiplantae, Streptophyta, Magnoliopsida, Poales, Poaceae.